Messenger RNA from Cylicostephanus goldi, 224 nucleotides. Lineage: Eukaryota; Metazoa; Nematoda; Chromadorea; Rhabditida; Strongylidae. The record is from the annotation of a GenBank genome assembly.
AUGCUCCUCGAACUCAUUUUUGCGCUAUAUUUACUCAAUAAGCAGAUUCACGCCGUUCGUGACGUCACUUUCAAGGAAGUCAACGGUAUUUUCAAUGCUAGCAUGCUUUACCAGAGAACCAUCAACGACGAGGUGUUAUGCCUGAAUAUUUGCUACGACCAAAAACAGUGCAGAUUUGUUCAUUAUUCUGAGGUACUGUGUCACUUACAGAGUAGCUUUUGACC